Molecule: messenger RNA, 636 nt
Organism: Dacryopinax primogenitus
Lineage: Eukaryota; Fungi; Basidiomycota; Dacrymycetes; Dacrymycetales; Dacrymycetaceae
Exons: 5
Coding region: 1-636 (211 amino acids)
Source: RefSeq, a predicted model, not a curated record
AUGGCGCACAAACGUCCAAAGCGGUCUGUAAGAGAACAAGAGCAGAAGCAAAGAGGGUUUGAUCAUGCACCAAAGACGGCAGAGAAGGAUGAUGCUCCUAGAGGCGCUAUGAGAGUGUUGAACGCUCAGUCCAUCCGAGCGGAAUACAAGGAGAAGAAACGAAAGCGAGAGGAAGAGCCCACAGGACAAGAGAAAACAAGCAAGAAACGCAAGACCGAGGCUGAGAAAGAGAAAGAAGAACUGAAACUUAGACCUGGGGAGCGCUUGGAAGACUUCAACAGACGUGUGGACCGAGCAUUGAAGCCUCGGAUCAAGGCUUCCAAAGCAUCUAAAGCGAAAGCAAUAAUUUCAGAGAAAGAAGCUGCUCCUGAAAGCGCCCCCCCUCCAACAAAAAAAGAGCGCAAAACGGACUUUGAUUCUCUGCCCCUUUCCCGAAGGGUUAACGACAUUGCUCAAGCGCCGCCGUCACUCACUAGACUGCCUCAGAAUGCGGCUAAGAAGGGAGAGGGUAGGGAAGGGAAGGAAGGAGUGUUGUCACUUGCUACUCGGGCUGCGCUGGAGGAGGAACGGGCGAGGGUUGUGGAGCGAUACCGGUUGUUGAAGGAGUCAAAAAUAAAAGAGAAGGAGAUGGGAUGA